Molecule: messenger RNA, 926 nt
Organism: Aspergillus ibericus CBS 121593
Lineage: Eukaryota; Fungi; Ascomycota; Eurotiomycetes; Eurotiales; Aspergillaceae
Exons: 1
Coding region: 324-812 (162 amino acids)
Source: RefSeq, a predicted model, not a curated record
GGCGCGCCGAGAGGACCGUGCUCGAAACGGACUUACAUGGUUCCAUACAACGGUUCACGGGCCUACCUAGAACCUUCUAAACUGGCCUAGGAGGGUGCAGAUAUGGUGCUGGAGAGGUGCGAGAUGAACGAGUGAGGCUGUUUUUGGUGGAAAGCAGCCGACCUGGCCAUGGCCGCGAGCGCUCGAUUUGAAGAGCAGCCGAUCUUGCAUCAUGGAUCCGGCAAGCCCUGCACCGAUCAUACGGAGCGGGUAUCGACUAGAGCAACGGCAGAUGGGGAGGGGAAAAGUAGCGGUCUUUUACCCCGCUCCCAUUGUUUCCCGUCAUGCCAUCUCAUUGGGAGGAAAAGAGAACCUGGCACCCACGUAAACAGCAGAGAUCCGGACCCAUGGACCCUCGAGGUUUGCUUUUUACUUCACCUCUGGACUGCCAAGGGUUGAGAUUACAGAUGGUGAUUUUCGUUUCAUGUUGUAAGCUGCCUCACGGUCAUCGGGAUGGCCAGGCCCCUCACUGGCCUCGCCAACCUGCUUGGCUUUACUCGACACUGCAGCAUCACCGGGUUGGCCUGGCAAAGUCGCCCGGACACGGCGAGUUCUAUGGUCAGAUUGCCGCCACCAUCAUCAUCGCCCUUUCUUUCGUUCGCGUAACAGGCAUUCUCGCCUGGAUCAAGUGGCGGAUGGUGUGCGCGGGAGCAGCUGGCUUUUGGGAUGGAGGCCUAAUGACUGUGAACAAUCACCGUCGAGUCAUCGGUCGGGAGAAAAUGAAAAAUAAGAAAAGCGUGUCGGGGGGGGAAAGGGUGGGAAUACAAGGAUAGGGGUGGUGAAUAUCCAUUCCAUCUGGCCUCGUCGGGCAUCUGUGGUGAUUGUUCCUUCCGAAGUCAGUGGAAAUCCGGGUGUGGGGUGUAUCUAUCGCAUUGACCCAGCAUAUG